AACAGCGGAACAGAAAAGGGUUCUUUCCAUGUAUUUCAAUCAUCAGUGACUCGGUUUUAUCACACCUUUGGCCUGCAACGUUGCGAAUGGCAGUGGGAUAGUAGUGUGUUUGUGAGUGGGGAGGGGGCGCGGAGAAGUCCAGCUCAGACAGUGUUCUUAUCAGUGAACGGAAUUUUGUUUUCGGAGUGUGUGGCCGAAGUUCCCGAGGAACCUUCUCGGCUCCAGUUGAGGCGAAGAGAGUUAAAAUUGAUUAGUGUCUAUUAGGAGGGGUGAAUCCCAGCUGAUUGAUCAUCAAUUUCAGUGAGAGAGAGAAAAAAAUAAACGGGAAUCCCGUCAGCACAUACGAAACAACAAAAAAUCGUUACAUAACAACAUCGAAGGAAGCAAAAAGAAACCGUCAGUGCAUCCCAGAAGGAAAGGAAAUACAGGAAAAGCAAUAAAAGUUAACCGAAACCGGUGAUCAACUGUGCGCGUAUUGGGGAAAAUAUAAAACAGAAAGAAGUACCUACCAACACGGAAUGUCUUCAUCGGUGAAAGAUCGUCGCACGGGUAGCGGAGUUAAAUAAUUUAUGAAGAAAGUUGUAAGAAAAAUUGUGUCUCUAUGAGCCGUGUGCCGAUGAUUUUUGAUCUUGAUAACGAGUUGCCGGAGCUGAGUGUGCAUUGACUGAUUUCGAAAUUAUCAGUGACACUGGUGUGAUUGAGUGCUUGGAACGGAGGGAGUACGAAGGAACCAAAGUACCGAGCAUCAAUUUGGUCGGAGUCAACGUUUCACGAGUUUGAAUUUCUGAAAUUGACGAUAUACGCAAGACAACUAUAGACUAAAGAGAAGACAAUCACCUGGAGGCCAUUAUCUAACGCAGGCCUCGUUCUGGAUUAAUAAAGAUCCAGUGCCUCCAUACCUCGCCGUUGCCCGACUCGAACGAAAAGUAUGACGUCGUCCGGAGUGGCGUCGUCGUCCCCCAAACGGCGGCUGCCCCAGCUGGCGCUGGUGGCGCUACUCGUCCUGCUCAAUGCCGUCACGACUUCAUCUACCUCAUCCUCGUACGUCUGCCCAAAGGGUUGCGAGUGCAAGGACGCCAGUAUCACGUGUACCAGCGUGACCGGCUUGCGAAGCAUCGACAAGAGUCUUCCCAUCAAGCGGUUGGUCCUGUCCGGAUUGGAACUGAAGAAGAUUCCCGCUCAGCUGGAGAACAUUCGAAACAUCACCGAGUUGGAUCUGUCCAACAAUCACCUGUCGGAGGUGAGCCACCUGGGCCGGAGAAUACGACGACUCAAUCUGAGCCAGAACCGAAUCACCUCCGGGAAGCUGUCGAAGGUUCCGCAGUUUGUGGAAUCGCUGAAUCUGUCGCACAAUGAUAUCACCUACCUGCCAUUGUACUUGAUGAAACUGAAGAAACUGCGAUACAUUGAGCUGGCGGACAAUCCAAUCAACUGCACUUGCGAGACGCUGCACAUUCGGAACUGGCUGACGACGCGGCACGUGUGGUCCGAUCAGCACAUCAAGUGUAGCGCACCGCAGGAAUUCAAGGGUAGACCGUGGUUGCAGGUCAAGCAAUCGGACGUGUGCCAUGGCGCUGGGGGGCGCGAUGAAGGUUACAAUUGGGAUGACUACGAGGAUGAAAACGAUCUGAUGCUGGGGGAUCAAGCAGACUUGGAAGAUGAAGAGGAGGAAGAUGAGGAUGACUUCAAGAAGGAGUAUUUCCCUGUUGGGGAGAAGCUAAAGUCCCAGGAUCCUCCGAUUGAAAUUCAAAACGAUGACGAAGUGGAGGGUGGCUCGGGUGAUGAAUUGUCGUCGGACAUUGGAGAAGAGGAAAAAGCUGAGGCUAGGAAGGCAGUUGAUUUGGCAAUGACCGAGGGAUCUGGUGAGGCAAAUAACGAGACUGGACAGUAUGUUCUAGUAGGUCAGAUGCAGCAUGGUGGGGAAGAAGAUGAAGAUGAUGAUGGAAGUGGUAGCGGCGGUGGUGUUUUGCUCACUGGCGUCAGAGGAAUUGAUCUUGACGAGACGUCAGAAGGUCCCAAGUCUGAUGAUGGAUUCGACGAGGGUGGUGAAAGUGAAGAGAAGCCUAUUACUCCUUUUGAAGGUAAUUUGGGUAUUUUUCAAGAAAAACCUGAAGAUGACACGACGGUUUCGCAUGAUACGGAGUCGUCAGAUGACAUAGUUCCUUUCAAAGCAGUUGUUGAUGUUGAUAAGGGUACUACAGGAGCUACAGAUAGCUCAACCGAAAAAGAAAGUGCAAACAUUAUCAACGAAUCGAACGUGGCCGAUUCGGAUAGUAAAGGAACUUAUAUUCUAUUGGCUAUUCUUGGAAUCAUUUUGGUUUGCUUGAUUGUUCUGGUGAUGUGCAAGCGGAAACCAGACUCUAGAAAUCGUCGUGGUAAGGCUGAUCUGGAAGCUGCUCGAGGUCGCGAGUUGCAAGAUAUGGACAAGAGUCUUCUGGGUAAGCCACUGGAGAAGAAUGGUCAUAAAGUGCCGGAGCAAGCGCCUUUGAUGAACGAUCGCGACAAGACCGACUACCAGAAAGUCUUCAACGACAAAACAAACAACUACGCUCCUGCAAAACCGGAGCGAACCUCGCUGGAGAAACCAACCAUGGAGACGUUCAAACCAAUUCCAGCCGAUAGAAACAAGAGCAAAGAAAGCCUCUACGAAAAUGUGCCUCUAAAUGACAAUAACAAUACGGUUCCGCUACAGAACGGAAACGGACAUUUACGUAACGGUGAACCAGCCGGAGUUCAUCAACCCAAUCACAAUGUGCCAUCCCAGGACGAUGAAGAGCUCCUACCGCCAAACGGCAAUCCCAAUCAUCUUCAGCCAGAAUCCGUCGAAUCGCCCAAAUCCAAGCGCUACAGCCCCAUCUACGUGCCCACGUCACCCAAGUCCGAUCGCUACAGUCCGGUGUACUCGCCGGAAACCGGACGCGUCAAAAUCAAACUAACCGAAACUCCCAAACCAAAAACUCCCAUCUUGGUCACGCGAAGUCGAUCGAGAGCCGGAGAUUACAUAACGACAACCGACCAGAAGUUCUGAUCCACGCUGCACAGACAACGACAACAAAGACGACGGUUCACCUUGUGGAUUUUGCUGCAGCCUUCCUAACGAAUCCGGGACGUCACGAGUUCGGUGACGUCCGUCUAGGCACUACUAAUCCGGACGAGCGGUCCGGGUUUGUUUUAUUUUUUUAAAUCGACACUGAACAUCCGUUAUCGGUGAAAUAUCCGAACCGAUAAGAGUUCGAAAGAGUAUAUCGAGUCAGAAAUUUGUGUAUAGAUAACCAGCCGUUGGGCAUUGAGCUCCCAUCGUUCAACCUUACGUAACUGUCACGUACGCUCAAAACUGUCUAUUUCUUAGGUAGAUAUAUUCGGGAAAUGUAAAAAAAAAAAUCAAAUUAUAGCCCUGAAAAAGCGGCAUGGGAAAACCUUUCAGAAACAUGCAUAUUCAUAGGAAGAAGAAUUUACAGUAAUUUAGUUGUGAAGAUUAUUUAAAUACUAAGUCAUCAUGAAAGUGCACAAACCAUUUUGAAACUGAAUCCCCACUGUGACGGAUGAUCGACCAGUCGAUGGCAAUAUAUGAAACUAAUCAAAAUAACCAUGCGGACGCCGGAAAAGUACCGUAAAAGUAUGUUUUAAAAUUAAUAACCAACAAAAAAAUCAAUUGUGAUAGCCAAACGAAUGAAUGGAAAUCAACCGAAAACGAAAUCAUCCAAUAAGAUUAAUAACUAGCAAGCAAAAGAACAAACCCAAUCGAUCACGCAACAAGCGUAAACGUUCCUGAACCACACCCCCGCGCGUGCAACAACAAAAGACCAUUUAGCAGUAAUUGAAUCGUCCCCCUCCAUUCUGACGAUCGUCACUGGAAUGUAAAUAUUAUCGUUCAAAGAGUAAAUAAUACCGAUUCCCCUCCCGCGCAUCCAGUUUAGGGAUAUGUGCUCCCAGCUGCUGCAAUUGUAAUGGAUAAAGAUGCCAAUAAAUUAUACAACAUACAUUAUAGAACUAAGCUAUCAUCCGUUCGGUAUCAACAUGGGAACGAAGUCAACUAAGUCCAUUUAUUGUGUUAGGAUUUUGCUGUAGUGUAUGAUUCUGUUCAGGAAGUAAGAAAAUUCGGAACCAGAAAAUAGUUUAAUCCAUGAAAAAAUAAAAUGAUUAAGUUAAAGCAAAAAACCAGGAACAGAAUUUUGGAUUUUCAUACCCGUAGGAGAAUGGUAAAACUGGCUGCCUUAUGAACAUUUUGAAAACGGAGAAAAAAAAUUAGUCGAGCAAUAAAAAGUAGAACACGAAUGUCCGCUAGCGGUUUGCAAUCAGUCUCUGUGUCAGGAAUAGGAAGUUUGUUAAGUUUUAAUAAUUUAACGAAAGUGAAGAAAUACUAUUGUAUAUGUAUUUUAAAUAAAUUAUAUUAGAAGUUAACACUGUCGUAAA
Ochlerotatus camptorhynchus is the source of this 4413-nucleotide messenger RNA. It is a transcript of the gene wdp, whose product is annotated as windpipe. Lineage: Eukaryota; Metazoa; Arthropoda; Insecta; Diptera; Culicidae. Gene Ontology annotation, molecular function: transmembrane signaling receptor activity; protein binding. Gene Ontology annotation, cellular component: plasma membrane. Gene Ontology annotation, biological process: inflammatory response; toll-like receptor signaling pathway; immune response. The record is from RefSeq and is a predicted model, not a curated record. The coding region runs from base 929 to 3028 and encodes 699 amino acids. The transcript has 3 exons.